AUGGAAUACAAACCGAUUUACAGGGCGAGGUUGCCCAGAACGCUACUAGAUUCGACCGACGACGAGCUGGCGGAAUCGAUCAUCUCAAGCUCGCUCGAUCUGCAUCACGAUCGCCCAGAAGCGUUCCAAGUAGAAGCCGUCUCGGCGCUUGUUCGUGCCAAGAAAGCCUUCGUCCAUGCCGCCCCUGGGUUCUGGAAGAACCGGAUCCCGGAGAUCUUUUUCAGCUUGUACGACGAUAAGGCCCUCGUUUUGGUCUUGAAUCGCUUGGAUUGCUUGGGUGACGAGCAGGUCAAGGAGAAAAAACUACUUAAUAUAACCGCAAUCAACCUGACUCUAAUGACCUUCAACCAUGAGACGGUCAAGCAGAUCAAGGAGGGCUGUUUCAGCUUUGUCUACCUCAGCCCAGAAGUAUUCCUUAACAACUCAUUGUUUGAAGAGAUGUUUUCCAGCUCCGAGUUUCAAAACCUACUUUCAUUGAUAGUUGUUGAGGAGGCCGAACUGAUGUACUGGUGGAGUCUGGUCGCAUCGAAGCAAGACAAACUGUUGAACACCUUCAAACGACACGAAGACCGCUCGAGAAGCCGGCCUUUCUAUGCAAGCAUGUCCGAAAGAUUGACGGAAAUACCGGGCGUGCCGCUUCUGUUGAUGUCCACUACGUGUCGACCAGCAGUGCGGGAUUCGAUCCGCUUUAAUCUCACCCUACGCCCUCGAGAGAUCACCAUGAUCACUGGCAAACUCACGCGUCCGGAAAUUCGUCUGCUCCGGAUCCCGAUGCAGUCCUCCUUGAAGUCCUGCGACGAUCUCCUGAGGAUAUACGCCCCACGUACCAAAGUCCCAGCCAUCAAGACCGUGCCUACGAUCAUUUACUCUGGCACAUUGGACGCAACGUUCCAGGUGAUGAAGGUCGUCAACGAGGCACGUAGUACAAAGGGACAUGAAUACGACCCCGAUAGCGAGUUCAUCCGUCGAUUCCAUUCAGUCACUGGCCAGAUGGACAAACUGAAAAACAUAACCGACUUCGCCCAAGGAAGAGUACCGGUCUUGUCCGCAAGCAUGGCCUUGGGCCUCACCCAAAACGUCAAGCGGGUCCGCUGCGUGAUUCACAUGGGCCGAGGAGACCCAUCUGCAAUCGUCCAGAUGGUCGGCAACUGUGCACUCGAUGGGAACCCCGGGUUGGCUCUCUUAUUCAUGGAGCCCAAAAGAAAAGAGGGGAAGAAUUCGCUGGACGAGUUUGAUCCUAACUUGAAGCAAUUGCAGUCGGAUGAUGACAGGAUGGAUGCUUUCGCAAUCACCCCUGUCUGUUUGAGAGUCGCGCUCAGCGUGGAUAGCCAGUUUGGUUACAUUCCAUUAUCUGAUACCGAUCCAGUAUUCCAAGCCGAACGCGAAAAAGAGAUUCAGGCCGAGCUUCCUGCAUGCCAGUGUUCAAAUUGUGCGCCAGAGGGCGCGCAGGCCAUCCUCAAUCUGGUCCAACAGAUGAGCGUAGAUAACUUUGACGAGAUCCUCCAGGACCCGUUGAGAGUCGCGAAAGACGAAUCGAUCGUGAUCAAGAAGCGGAAGAAGAAGCCCCAAAUGCCGGUUGGCACAUGUUCGCUCGACCCGGACUUGGCGGCGGACCUUGUGCAACAUUUACAGGACAGGUUUAAGAGUUUAUAUGACGAACAAUACGGAAACGCGGCCUCGUUUUGCGCGUCGCAAUUAUUCGGAAAGCGGGAGGCAGAGGCCAUUGUCAGUCACUUCGACCAGAUCCGCACUCCGGUGCCCCAUAACCUCCAACUUCUGGAGCGCGUGAUGGGCGGGGACUGUAUUCCUGACCAGUCAAUCUUGCUGGACAAUUCGAUCACCACUUGGAUGGAGGCGGAUCUUUAUCAAGGUGUCCUUCGGGAACGGUUGGCUCGUCAGGCGUCGAUUGGUUCGGAAUCUGGCGCGGAAGCGACUGUGGAGGCGGACACGGGUGCAGCUGCUAAGAAGGCCAUGGACCGCGAAGUUAUGGCGGAUGCGGGCCGAGUACAAACACGUGGAUUGGACGGAACCAUGGCUGAAGAAGAAACCAAAGCUUCGGGCCUACCGAAUAAACAAGAAGAUGGCAAUGGUCCCGCCCCGAAGACAACCAGCUCUAGUCCAGUCAGUCCAAGCAAAAAGGAAUGA
Messenger RNA from Puccinia graminis f. sp. tritici CRL 75-36-700-3, 2145 nucleotides. RefSeq lists its product as uncharacterized. Gene Ontology annotation, molecular function: 3'-5' DNA helicase activity; four-way junction helicase activity. Gene Ontology annotation, cellular component: cytoplasm; chromosome. The transcript has 4 exons. Bases 1 to 2145 code for a protein of 714 amino acids. NCBI's taxonomy places the organism in Eukaryota, Fungi, Basidiomycota, Pucciniomycetes, Pucciniales, Pucciniaceae. Gene Ontology annotation, biological process: double-strand break repair via homologous recombination. The record is from RefSeq and is a predicted model, not a curated record.